Mytilus trossulus (common blue mussel) is the source of this 3793-nucleotide messenger RNA. RefSeq names its product phosphorylase b kinase regulatory subunit beta-like. The coding region runs from base 90 to 3398 and encodes 1102 amino acids. The record is from RefSeq and is a predicted model, not a curated record. Gene Ontology annotation, cellular component: phosphorylase kinase complex. Gene Ontology annotation, biological process: glycogen metabolic process. Gene Ontology annotation, molecular function: calmodulin binding. Lineage: Eukaryota; Metazoa; Mollusca; Bivalvia; Mytilida; Mytilidae. The transcript is spliced from 23 exons.
ACGCUAACGAAAAUUAAGAGGUGAAAAAUGAUUGAAGCCCCAUAAUAUUUUUCUUUUAAUAACCCUUCUGUGUCCAAUGUAAGUCUACAAUGGGCGAUAUUAGAAGAGGAACAGCAGCUGGGCGCAGAAGUUCUUCGUCAGACAACAUGACUUUUCGGCGUCUUUCAAGAAUGGACAGUCGAUCAUUGUCUGGGAUUUACUCUUAUAUCCCAACUCAUGCUGCAGUGAACAUUAACGCAGAAGCCCAAGAAGAAGAUCUUAGAAAGUUAAACAUCCAUUAUUCAACAUUAAAGCGUCAGAUACUAUGUUACCAGAGCAGUACUUUAGGAAUGUUUCCCAGCAUUGGUAAUGACCAAAAGCCAUCCAAUAUAGCAAGAGUCAGAGAAAGUAUCUAUUGUGCUACUGCAGCUUGGGCACUUUCACAGGCAUACAGAAAAAUUGAUGAUGAUCAAGGAAAAACUGUUGAACUUGCUCAGACUGCUGUUAAAUGUAUGAGAGGUAUACUGUUCUGUUGGUUCAGACAAGCUGAUAAGGUAGAGAAAUUUAAAUUAAAUCAAAGUCCAGAUUUUGCAUUACAUUCAUCAUUUGACAUGGUGACAGGAGAUCCAGUGUAUGGAGAUCAGGAUUAUCCUCAUUUACAGAUUGAUGUGGUUGGACUGUAUUUGCUGUUUUUAGUGCAAAUGAUCGCAUCUGGUUUAAAGAUUGUGUACACAACAGAUGAAGUCAAUUUUAUACAGAACUUAGUAUUUUAUGUUGAGAGAGCCUACAGAACACCAGAUUAUGGAAUGUGGGAGAGAGGUAGUAAAUAUUACAAUGGAUCGACUGAAGUUCAUGCCAGUUCAAUUGGAAUAGCCAAAGCAGCAUUAGAAGCCAUUAAUGGGGUAAACUUGUUUGGAGACCAAGGAGCAUCAUGGUCUGUGAUAUAUGUUGAUAUUGAUGCUCACAACAGAAACAGAACUAUUUUUGAAAGUAUUUUACCUAGAGAAUCAAAUUCUAAGAACAUAGAUGCCUCAUUAUUACCUACUAUUUACUGGCCAUCCUUUGCAAUACAUGAGAAACAUAUAACAGACAGAACAGAAGAUAAGGUCUUGAGGAGAUUGAAAGGCAAGUUUGGAAUCAAACGAUUUCUGAGAGAUGGAUAUAGAACUGUGCUAGAGGAUAAAAAUAGAACGUUUUAUAGACCAGCUGAAAUAAAAACAUUUGAUGGUAUUGAAUGUGAGUGGCCCAUGUUCUACAUAUAUAUUAUAAUCACAAGUAUUAUUCAGGGUGACAAAAAGGUUGCAGAAAAAUAUCAAAAAGAACUUGAACCAUUGCUCAUCAAAAACAACGAAGGUGUACUGGUACCAAUGUUGUACUAUGUGCCAAAGGAAGAACUUGAUCACAGACACAAACAGAAUUUACACAAACUACCAAGUGCUGAGGGAAACACUGAUGGUGUUUUCUUGUGGGGUCAAUCUUUAUAUUUCAUCUCUCAGCUAUUAAUUCAUGAUUUAUUGAAGCCUGGAGAUCUUGAUCCUAUUUUACGACAUUUACCAGCUUCUGAAAGACCAAAGUCAAUGAUAAAUACUAGAUACUCUACAUUUCAAGUUACUCCCCCUGAUCUAGUAACACAGGUUGUGCUGAUUGCAGAAAGUGCUAGACUACAGCAGUUACUAGCAACCUAUGGUAUACAGACACAGACUCCACACCAAGUAGAACCUAUACAGAUCUGGUCUCCUAAAGAAUUAUCUAAAGCUUAUGAAUAUUUAGGGAUCAACAAGAAAUUAAAGUUGACAGGAAGGCCAAAAAGACCAUUUGGUGUUCUUAGUACUUCCAAGAUAUACAGAGUAUGUGGCCAGACAGUUCUAUGUUAUCCAUUGUUGUUUGAAGUCAGUGAUUUUUACCUAGCACAAGAUAUGUCAGUAGUGUUAGAUGAUUUAAAGAAUGAUUUAGCAUUUUUAUCCAGUUGUUGGAAGUUAGCAGGAAGGCCCACAUUUUGUAUGUUAAUUAGAGAAAAUAACAUAAGAGGUCCAAACUUCCCAGAAUUUUUAGACUUAUUAUCCAUGUUUAAAAGAGGUGAUGUGGAUGGCGUGAGGGUUAGAGUAGGGAAGCUCCAGUCAAUGAUAACUUCAGCAUGUACAGAACAUCUAGAUUUCUUAGAUACUGUAGGGGAUGAAGUCUUUCAAAGGUUUGAGGAAAAAGCAGUCACUCAAAGCUUCAAAAGCUUGACAGAAAUUCCAAAACUUCCAGAAAUUUUAGAUGAUGGAGAAGUAGUCCGUGAAGAGGAUCUGCUAUUCAAGGCCACCUGGGAUUUAGUGGAGAAGUAUAAAUUUACACCAGGGAUACAAUCUAGAAGUAUAAUACUCAAGGUUUUAUAUCAACGAGAAGGGCCAGAUUUCUACAUCAAUGAACAAAAAAUCACUGAAAAAAUAGACAAACUUAUUAAUAAGGCAGGAGUGUAUAAAGAAUGGAGAGCUGUACGAUUGUUAUCCUCAUUACUUGGGAAGUUAGUGGAUAGUUUAGCACCUUCUAUAACUACUAUAUUAGUAAGAGGGAAACAGGUUACAGUUGGAGUAUUUGGUCAUGAAGAGGAAGUAAUAGAUAAACCCAUCAGUCCUGGAGAAGUAAAGAACAUUUUGUAUAGUCGCUGUGCUCAAUAUGAUCUACUUCAGGCAGUGUUACAACAGGAACUUAUUCUUGGAAUUGGCAAAUUGAUAGCUGCCUCACCUGAAUUGUUUGAUGGUAUACUGAAGAUUCGAAUAGGUUGGUUUAUCCGAGCUAUACAGAUAGAGAAAGAGCAAGAAGAAGGUGGUCCUAUAGAUAUACACUCACAAUCACCUAGUGAUAUUAAAGAGAUGAUACUCCAAGUCCUGGUGCAGAAUGUAUUUGAGACAGAUUGUAGGACUCCCUUACAACAAAGACAGAUCGAUGGGGCCUUGAACAGGACUCCCAAAGACUUUUAUGAUAGAGUUUGGGAAAUAUUGGAAAAAACACCUAAUGGUAUUAAAUUAGCUGGAUAUCAUUUACCUCAGCAACCCACCUUGUCAGAUAUGACAAUGUAUGAAUUAAACUUUUCCCUACUAGUAGAACAGAUGUUGAGUAAGAUAGCUGAUCCUGCUUACAGACAGAUUAUAGUAGAGGCAUUUAUGGUUGUGUCCACCAUGUUAAAACGAAACCCAGAAGUUACCUUUGAUCAGGCUGCUAAUAUGGAUAAGAUUAUUCAAGACUCUUUUGAAGAUUUCCAGAGAGAUGAAGCUAGGGACAAAGAAUCUGAAAAACAAGAUGACAUGAGAAUUUUCUUUAACACUCCUCCAAAUGUUAAACAUGGUACAACCAGCUACAUAACCAAAGCUGUACUCAGAACUCUUCUAGAAGGAGAAAUCAAAUUUGUAAAUGAAGAAAUGUGUCAUAUUACUUAAUGUGUAGUUGAUGCCUUAAUCAUACAAAUAUCAACGAAUCUCAGAAAAUAUCAAAUAUAUAAAAUUGAACAUGAUACAUUUGCAUGAGUGUCACAUCAGGAUCAUGCAAAAAGAAUAUCACUUCAAAGAACUACUGUGAAAGUUUUUUUAAAUUUAGACUCAUUCUAGCAGAAUGAAGAGAAAUGAAAGAUGGUAAAACCACCAACAUUUUUUUCUCAUUUUUUAAUUAAAUAGAACCAAAUUGUUUACUAGCUUUAGAACAAAUUCAGGAAUGAAAGGCCCACAACCUUCCAUAUGUCUGUCUUGUAACAUUUUUGUGAACAUUUUUUUUAUUUUAUAGAUUUUUUAUUUGCAAGUGCUUUUUUAUAACCAGUUUUAUGGUUCCAAUGCAAUGU